CUCAGUCUUUUAGACCCUUGUGUUGGCAUCUGAGUGAGUUGUGCGGCAGCCAUGCAGCCAUCGGGUAGUGGCGCUGGUGGUGCUGAAGGUGAGGGCCCCGGCCCCAGUGGUUACCGGGCCCCAUUACACCGCCGGGGUGGGCCUGGCAGAGAAAGAGCACUGAUGGAAGCUGCUAGAGCUCGUCCCCGGGGUGAGCGGGCACCACGUGCCCCAGGACCUGGUGGAGAUGUAGCACCCGUGGCUGUAAGGCCUAGACCUGGAGAGGUGGUGCUCACACUCAGAGUGCCUUUCCAGUCCCCGCUGGAGGCAUGCUUAGCUCGCAGGUCUCUGCUCCCAGAUAUCCAACGCCACCAAGGAAGUAUUCGGAAGGAAUUUGUAGUGAAUGGCAGUGACUUGAUUGUUAGAUGGACUGCUGAAGACGUUGCUUUCAUCCGACUUUCCAUCAACCCAUUCCUCGAUCAGCUUUUCCUGGUGAUUGAGAACAUUCGGAGCCUUGCGAUACCACCUCCCCAGAGCCUAGGCUGAGGAAAGGGGCUGAAACGUAACCUUGUGUCCCCUGCUCGGCAAGGCAUAGGGAAUUCAAACUCAAGAGUAAUUGUCACUUUGUUAUUUAAGUCUUAAGUUUUUGCCUGUAGUGGCCUUUAGUCUCUCUUGGUUCACUUGCUUUGUUUCUUGGCUGCUUGAGGAGUGAGAUGCCUCAGUAUUUAUUAUAGCAGAAAAUAAAGCUAAGUU
Messenger RNA from Cervus elaphus (red deer), 732 nucleotides. RefSeq names its product EKC/KEOPS complex subunit LAGE3-like. Gene Ontology annotation, cellular component: EKC/KEOPS complex. NCBI's taxonomy places the organism in Eukaryota, Metazoa, Chordata, Mammalia, Artiodactyla, Cervidae. The record is from RefSeq and is a predicted model, not a curated record. The coding region runs from base 52 to 525 and encodes 157 amino acids. The transcript is spliced from 3 exons.